AUGCUGGGUUCUUCUUCUCAAUUUAAGCAAGUCAUAGUAAAGAAAACAAACUGUCCAUAUGAAUUAAGAUUUAUUGACAUCAGAAAUUAUAUAGCGGGUGGAACAUUAGACCAAUUCACUCAAGAUUUCGGAAACAAUAAAUCACGUGUUAAAUCCUUUUUCCCUUAUCAAUUCAUCACAUGGGAGAAUUACGAAGAUGAAUUAUAUAAAAAGGAACCAUUCACUCAAGAUUCAUUUUAUUCAGCAUUAACACAAGAAACAAUAUCCGAUUCAGAUUAUCAAAUAUAUCUCAAUGAUGCUAAAAAUUUUGAGAAUAGAUUAGAAUAUUUUAUUCAUUAUUGCAAUAAAGACGUUGAAAUUAUGAUUGACCCAAUUGAUAAAAUUAUCGAAGAAACAUUUGUUUAUAAAAUUGACAUGCUUCAUAAUCUUUCUUUAUCAUCGAAUGCAUCAAUGAUUCGUUACGCGUUAGCAUAUAAGAACUUCAAUCCUAACGAAACAUAUCCAGAAGAAGAAAAUGUGGAAUCAAGUUUUGAAUUAACAAAAAAGUAUUGGAAAUAUAAAAUUGAAUCAUAUAAGAAACAAGAUGAAAAAGCAGAAAGGGAUACUAAAAACAAUGUUUCAAUGGAUGACUAUCAAUACUAUCACGAUUUAAUCCUUUCAUCUAAAUGCAAAAUGUGUGGUAAAGCGUUUACAUAUGCAAAUAAACCAACAUUGGAUAGAAUCGAUAAUGAAAAACCACAUACCAAAGAAAAUUGUCAGUUAAUGUGUUGUUAUUGCAAUGUCGUAAAAUCAAAUAAAGAUGAAGAUGUUCAACGUUUAAGAAUCAAUUUAAGAAAUUAUGCAUUAAAAAAUAAUUUACCAAUGACUUUAGAUUCAGUUGAAGCUUAUCACAUUCUCCGUAAUGGAAUUACUGGUGGUCUAUCAAAUGUUCAACAUCGUGUUAAUCUUAAAGGAAUCACGCACAUUAAUAAACUUUCAUAUAAUCCAGAAACUAAAACUGUAUCAAAUGAGGACACCACCAACAUUAUGACUCAUUUCGUUGGAGUUGACUUUAAUUCAUUAUAUCCUUCAUCAUUUUCAUCUAAUCCUCAUGAUUUCAUUCAAUAUACUGACCAUAAAAUGUAUAUGCCGGGAAGAUUGAAUGGUGUUAUCAUUUGUGAUACAGCAACAAAGAAAGCAAAAGCACUGGGAAUAAUUAAGAAGAAAAAUACUUUAUUCGUGGCUGAAGUAAAGGGUCACAUUGAUGAAAAAUACAUUAAUGAUUACAUAAACUUUUUACCGAUAAUAAGAAACUUAGAUAUUAUCACAGAUGAAAAAACAAUUGGCAGUUUUAUGUAUAAUUACAUGAAAUCAAACAAUCUACCAGUUGACCAGAAACAGAGGAAAUUAACUCAGUUAGCAUCAACACACAACCAAUAUCAACCAUUUUCUUCUUAUUAUCUUUGGUAUCUAAUAGACAGAUUUCAUUUUAUCAUCGAUGAUAUUCAAUCAAUUUUAACAUUUACGAAAAACACUUGUUUUAAUGAAUUUGCGAACGAAUUUAUGAACGAAAGACAAAAGGCUGAAUUAGAAGGAAAUAAAGGAAAAAGUUUAUUUUGCAAGAUUUCACUUAAUGGAUCAUAUGGUUACGAUGCAAUGAAUACACAAAAUUAC
This is a messenger RNA of Trichomonas vaginalis G3, 1653 nucleotides long. RefSeq lists its product as uncharacterized. The record is from RefSeq and is a predicted model, not a curated record. The transcript has a single exon. The annotation marks the transcript as partial. Lineage: Eukaryota; Parabasalia; Trichomonadida; Trichomonadidae.